AAUAAUUUUUUCCAUCCAUUCGAAGCAUUGCUGACCUGGACACCUGCUGAGAAUGAAUCUUUUUCCAAUUUUAAUAGUUUUGUCUUUAAGUGUCACUGUUCCAUUUACGAAUGGACAGGAGAAUAGUGAUGAAUUCUUGUAUGAUGUCUUUCCCUCUGACUUUAAAUGGGGAUUCGCCACAGCCAGUUAUCAGAUUGAAGGGGCAUGGAAUGAAGAUGGCAAAGGUCUAAAUAUUUGGGAUGAAUACAGUCAUCGCAUUCCCACUCCAAUUGACGACGGAAGUAAUGGUGAUAUUGCGUGUGAUAGUUACCAUAAGAUUGACGAAGAUGUGGCAAUGUUAAAGAACAUGGGAGCAGACGUUUAUCGAUUCAGUUUGUCGUGGGCUAGGAUAUUCCCGGAAGGAACUGGACAGGUGAACGCUAGAGGUGUUCAAUUUUACAAUACGUUCAUUGAUCGUCUAAUCGAAAAUGGAAUUGAGCCGAUGAUUACGCUGUAUCAUUGGGACCUGCCGUUAACAUUGCAGUAUGAUUCAGCUGAAGGAUGGCCUGACGAUCGAAUUAUCCCCGCCUUUGUUGAAUUCGCUGAUUUCUGUUUCAACGAAUUCGGUGAUCGAGUCACAAAAUGGAUUACAUUUAACGAACCAUGGGUCGUAUGCCAUCAGGGCUAUGGAAUUGGUUCCAAAGCACCUGGAAUUAGAAAUGCAACCCAAAGUUACCGAUGCGCCCACAAUAUAAUCCGGUCUCAUGCGAAAACCUAUCGCCUCUAUGAGUCCAAAUAUAAAAAGCAACAGAAUGGCUUGGUUGGUAUAACAUUGGACUGCAGUUGGCAAGAGCCAAAAACCAAUAGUGCACUUGAUAUUGCCGCUGCCGAGAGGGCAUUGGUAUUCAAGCAUGGUUGGUAUGCUGGUCCCUUAACUUGGGGAAAAUAUCCAGAUGUAAUGAGAGAAUAUGUGGAUGCAGCUAGUGCUCGAGAAGGAUUGUCCUAUUCACGUCUUCCACAAUUUACCGACGAAGAAGUCGCCGAAAUGAUCAACACGAUGGACUUCAUUGGACUGAACCACUACACCACCGAGUACAUUGAACAUCAGGUGCGUUCCGGAUUUGGAUGGGAAGAAGAUCAGUACACGGCAAAAUCGUUUAACGACACCUGGCCAGAGACUUCCGCUACGUGGCUUCGAGUUGUACCGUGGGGAUUCAGAAAGAUGUUGCAUUGGAUUGCAAGUACGUACGGUAAUCCGGAGAUAUACGUUACGGAGAAUGGAUACGCCGAUUUUGAUACGUCUGGGGUGAACGAUCCGGGACGAGUUGACUACUAUCGGAACUACAUAAAUGAGAUGUUAAAGGCAAUUAAGAUUGAUCGAGCUCGAGUAACAGUCUACACAGCUUGGAGUUUAAUGGACAACUAUGAGUGGGCUAGAGGAUAUACACAAAGAUUUGGAACUCACUAUGUCGACUUUAAAGAUCCUGAACGGCCUAGAACUCCGAAAGACUCUGCGCUACUACUGAAGCAAAUUUUUGCAGAUAACGGCUUUAGGAGUGCCGGACAAACAAUCGUUUUAAAUUCGACUCUGUUUUCAGUCAUCGUGUCACUGGUGCUUUAUAUGUUUUCUUUGUAAAUUUAAAAUCCGUGUGAAAUAAAAUUUUUAAGAUUUUUAACA
Molecule: messenger RNA, 1657 nt
Organism: Bradysia coprophila
Lineage: Eukaryota; Metazoa; Arthropoda; Insecta; Diptera; Sciaridae
Product: cytosolic beta-glucosidase-like
Biological process (GO): carbohydrate metabolic process
Molecular function (GO): hydrolase activity, hydrolyzing O-glycosyl compounds
Source: RefSeq, a predicted model, not a curated record